GGAGCGCGCGCGGGGGAGGGGCGGCGGGUCAGUCUCCGCCGGGCGCUCCGGGGAUCAGCUGGCGGGCGGGCGGGCGCCGAAUGCGGCCCCGGCUCUCGCUGCAGCGCCGCCUCCUCUCCGCGUCGCAGGCCGGCCCGGCGGCCGUGACAAUGUUGCGGGGCUGGUAGCUGCGUGCCGGCCGCCGAGCCAUCUCAAGUUUAAACUUACACGAAUCGCUCUCUUGAGGAGGAGGGGACCGCCGCGCGAUUGACACGCAUAUUCCUAUAGGCAUCCUCCCUCAGCCCCCACCCCCACGGCCGGAUUCGGGUGGCUCCUCUCCGAGCUGAAAUCCGAGAAGAAAUCCUUGGAUCUCUUGUUUAAAAAAAAAAAAAAAAUCCAGAAACCGUCGGUAUUUUGCUUUCCUGCUUCCUUUUCGCAUGAUGAAGAAGUUUUUCGACUCCAGGCGAGAGCAGGGCGGCUCUGGCCUGGGCUCCGGCUCCAGCGGAGGAGGGGGCAGCACCUCGGGCCUGGGCAGCGGCUACAUCGGAAGGGUCUUUGGUAUUGGGCGACAGCAGGUCACUGUGGACGAGGUGCUGGCGGAAGGUGGAUUCGCCAUCGUGUUUCUGGUGAGGACAAGCAAUGGAAUGAAAUGUGCCUUGAAACGCAUGUUUGUCAACAACGAGCAUGACCUUCAGGUGUGCAAGAGAGAAAUCCAGAUAAUGAGGGACCUAUCGGGGCAUAAGAACAUCGUGGGUUACAUUGACUCCAGUAUCAACAGUGUGAGUAGCGGUGAUGUGUGGGAAGUUCUCAUUCUGAUGGACUUCUGCAGGGGAGGCCAAGUGGUCAACCUGAUGAACCAGCGCCUGCAAACAGGUUUUACAGAAAAUGAAGUACUCCAGAUAUUUUGUGACACCUGUGAAGCUGUCGCCCGCCUGCAUCAGUGCAAAACUCCUAUUAUCCACCGUGACCUGAAGGUUGAGAAUAUUCUCUUGCAUGACCGAGGCCACUAUGUCCUGUGUGACUUUGGAAGUGCUACCAACAAAUUCCAGAAUCCACAAACGGAAGGAGUCAAUGCAGUAGAAGAUGAGAUUAAGAAGUACACAACGCUGUCCUAUCGUGCACCGGAGAUGGUCAACCUGUACAGUGGCAAGGUCAUCACUACGAAGGCAGACAUUUGGGCUCUGGGAUGUUUGUUGUAUAAAUUAUGUUACUUCACUUUGCCAUUUGGGGAGAGUCAAGUGGCAAUUUGUGAUGGCAACUUCACAAUUCCUGAUAACUCUCGAUAUUCCCAAGACAUGCACUGCCUAAUUAGGUAUAUGUUGGAACCAGACCCUGACAAAAGACCGGAUAUUUACCAGGUUUCCUACUUCUCAUUUAAACUACUCAAGAAAGAAUGCCCAAUUCCAAAUGUACAGAACUCUCCCAUUCCUACAAAGCUCCCUGAACCAGUGAAAGCCAGUGAGGCAGCUGCAAAGAAGACCCAGCCAAAGGCCAGACUGACAGAUCCCAUUCCCACUACAGAGACGUCAAUUGCACCCCGCCAGAGGCCUAAAGCUGGGCAGACUCAGCCCAACCCAGGAAUCCUCCCCAUCCAGCCAGCCCUGACCCCUCGGAAGAGGGCCACGGUUCAACCCCCACCUCAGGCCGCAGUAUCCAGCAAUCAGCCUGGUCUUUUAGCCAGUGUUCCUCAACCAAAAACCCAGCCCCCACCCAGUCAACCCCUACCACAGUCUCAGCCCAAGCAGCCUCAGGCUCCGCCCACCUCACAGCAGCCGCCUUCCGCGCCGGCCCCGGCUCUGCCCGCCCAGGCCCAGGCCACGCCCCAGCACCAGCAGCAGCUCUUCCUCAAGCAGCAGCAGCCGCAGACAGCGCCGCCGGCGCAGCAGCCAGCGGGCGCGUUCUACCAGCAGCCGCAGCAGCAGGCCCAGGCUCCACAGUUUCAGGCAGUACAUCCGGCAGCCCAGCAACCAGUGAUCGCUCAGUUCCCCGUGGUAUCCCAAGGAAGCUCUCAACAGCAGCUGAUACAGAACUUCUACCAGCAGCAGCAGCAGCAGCAGCAGCAGCUGGCCACAGCCCUGCAUCAACAACAGUUGCUGACUCAGCAGGCUGCCUUGCAGCAGAAGGCCGCAGCGGCAGCCGUACCACAGCCCCAAGCACAGCCGGCCGCGGCAGCCCCGCCAGCCCCUGCCCAGGAGCCAGCGCAGAUUCAGGCCCCAGUAAGACAACAGCCAAAGGUUCAGACAACCCCACCUCCUACCAUUCAGGGGCAGAAACUCGGAUCUCUCACUCCUCCAUCAUCCCCUAAGGCCCAGCGUGCUGGGCACAGGCGAAUUCUCAGCGAUGUGACCCACAGUGCAGUCUUUGGGGUCCCUGCCAGCAAAUCAACCCAGCUGCUCCAAGCAGCUGCAGCUGAGGCCAGUCUCAAUAAGUCCAAGUCUGCAACCACCACUCCUUCAGGCUCCCCUCGGGCCUCCCAGCAAAAUGUUUAUAAUCCUUCAGAAGGUUCUACGUGGAAUCCCUUUGAUGACGACAAUUUCUCCAAACUCACAGCUGAAGAACUGCUAAACAAGGAUUUUGCCAAGCUGGGGGAAGGCAAAUAUCCUGAGAAACUUGGAGGCUCUGCUGAGAGUUUGAUCCCAGGCUUUCAAACAACCCAAGGUGAUGCUUUCGCUGCUUCCUCAUUUUCUGCUGGAACUGCUGAAAAAAGGAAGGGUGGGCAGACUGUGGAUUCUAGCCUUCCUCUUCUAAGUGUAUCUGAUCCUUUCAUUCCUCUUCAAGUACCUGAUGCACCAGAAAAACUAAUUGAGGGACUCAAAUCUCCUGACACUUCUCUUCUGCUCCCUGACCUCUUGCCUAUGACAGAUCCUUUUGGUAGCGCUUCUGAUGCUGUAAUUGAAAAAGCUGAUGUUGCUGUUGAGAGUCUGAUACCAGGACUGGAGCCCCCGGUGCCUCAGCGCCUCCCAUCUCAGACGGAAUCUGUGACCUCGAACCGCACAGAUUCUCUCACUGGGGAAGAUUCCCUGAUUGAUUGCUCUCUGCUUUCUAAUCCCACUACUGACCUUCUGGAAGAGUUUGCCCCCAUAGCCAUCUCUGCUCCAGCCCAUAAAGCUGCGGAAGAUAGUAAUCUCAUCUCAGGUUUUGAUGUCCCUGAGGGCUCGGACAAGGUGGCAGAAGAUGAGUUUGAUCCUAUUCCUGUAUUGAUAACCAAAAACCCACAAGGUGGGCACUCUAGAAACAGCAGUGGGAGCUCUGAGUCCAGUCUUCCCAACCUAGCCAGGUCUUUGCUGCUGGUGGAUCAGCUCAUAGACCUGUAGCCGUGACCCAGUAGCAGAUGCAGUUCUGUAACCUUCAUACCGUAAUACACAUUUUCAUUACGGAGUUAUAAGAAAAUGAUUUUUUUUUUAAAUCUGCAAAUAAGGGGCCCUCUAGCCCUGAUCUUCUAUCCCUUGCCUUCUCCCAUAGAAAUGAUAAGGAAAGAAAAUCACUUUGGCCCUCCAGAUACUCUUUGGCCAGUUCCUCCCUGUUAGUUUGCUGUGUUUCCUCAUUACCCUUCUUCAGUAGCAUUAUCUUACAUCAAGCGCUAGAUGCCAUGAGCUUCACCUCUGCCGGAAUCGACUCCACAAGCUUAACUGUAACUGAAACUAGUGAACUGACACCUUUGUCUCAUUCUUGCUAGGAAUGGCCUCCCAAAUCGAUCCUCCCAACCCCAUCUCCUCUGGCCAGAUGCUGAUGAAUGUGUUUCUCUGUUUUUGCUUUUCUAUCCUGCUGCAUUAUCCUGAGGACAUGGCUUCUUCAGUUGGUCUUGACUCUAGGCAAUAACCUAGAGAUGGGUGUGUGGUUUAAGAGAGGGUAAAACUGACUGAUGGUUUAUGUCCGGAAAGAGAAAUUGAGCCCAACUCUAGCCAACCAGCUCUGACCUUGUUUGAUCAUAGACUUAGCCAAGGGAUUUUACACCCCAUGCAACCUGCCCAGCAUCCUUCCAGCAUUCUGGCUUCCAUUGAAUCGUGAUUUCUCAGAUCUGGAGACGUGACCGCAAGUACUUGAGAUCCUUGGAUAAAAUGUGUACAUUAUAUAAAUUUCAAGUAUUGCCAUUCCUUUUAGUGUUUAACUAUCUCAAGCCGGGAUCUCAGAAUUAGACCAAAACAAGACAAUAUGGUAAUAUGAUACCUUUUAUUAGAAGACUUUUCACUGGGGGGUGGAUGAGGGAAGGGAAGGAAUUGUAGCAGAAACAGAUGUAUUUUUCUUGUGAUUUUUAUUUUGAAUCAAAUAUUGUAAAUUGUGUAUAAAUGAAGACACUGAAUAGUUCUGUUUCCACUUGGCGUUUCAAGUCCGAUAUCAGGUGUCUGUACAGGGUUUUGAUCUCUUUCCCUUGUAUAACUAACUACACGGCAACCCUACAGUGUAACAUAUGGAAUCAUUUUGAAUAGACUUGUGUGUUGCUAUAAGCUUUCAGCAGGUCCUCUGUCUUUGUAGAAUAAGCAUGUUGUUUAUUUUCAGAUAAUCAGAAAUAAGUAUGCAGACACACUAGGCACAAUUUGACUCUGGCUACUUACCUUUCUUUCUCUCUGAUGUUUGAACUGAAGGAUACAGCCAGUGAAAUAUGUUCAGUUGGUUUUCCUUGGCUUCUUAGAUUAAAAAACAAAACAAAGCAGUUUCUCACUAACCUUAGAAUAUUGUUCAUAAAAUAAAUAAAGGUCCCUGCACUGAUGUGACAACAUGCCUCAUGACCACCCUCUGUACAUGUCCUUCCUCACUAAAGUAUAUUUUUUUCCUUACAUGCAAAGCAGUUUUAUAAAAUCACCCUUUGAAAAGAAGUGGGCACAGAGAACCCCACUUGGUUCUCUUCCUAGAGUGCCAUUUCCACGGUCAAAAGGGAACCUCUUAGCUGCUCAGAUUUGUACAAAUAAAAUUCCAGGUCCAUUUGCUUGUUUCCCUGUCUAGUACUUUCGUUCCUGCUUCCUCAAGUUUGCACUUUAAGAGGGAAAAAAAGCUGAACAGCAACAAUAGCCUGCAACACACUGUACUUUAGAGGUCAAGCUUCAAAAGCCUCUGAAAGGCGGCAGAGGAAAAGUCAGAACUUUUCAGUUUUCCUUCUGACUUUAAGUACUUCCAUGCCAGCUGAAACUAGAUGCAUGAUGUACAGGCCUCUGUUAGGAUGAUGAAUCAUUCCCAGAAUUGAGGGAGGUACAACCUUCCUACUGAGAGUUAAAAAAAAGAUAUGCUUGAAAAGCUCUCCUUGCUUGGACAGUGAAAAUGGGACUUGGUUUGCCCUUUUAUGGAUGGGAUUAUUACUGAAGAUCAAAAUGGUGUUCUUUUUCCCAGACAUAGAAAGAAUAUGUAAACUAAUGAGGAGAUAGUUUAUUUUUAAAUAAGAAUAAUGUUUUAUGCCUAUGUUUUCCAACCUGAUUUUUUCCCAUACAUACAUGUUAGCAAUACAGUGAAAUAUCUAGCUUCCCAAUGUAAUUGAAGCCAUAAAGAGUACAGUUUCAAAAUUAGGUGUCUCUCAAUUGUCCUUUUCAUGUAUUACCCAUAAUUACAUUGAGAUGUAUUAUCUAGUCAUCUGGCUCAAUAAAGCUUAAUAGAGAAUGUUAAUGAAAGUGAACAGACUAGAAACCAGAGAGACUGGGUGGAGGAAGGAAGCCUGAGGGGGAUAAUGACAUGAAAUUAUCUUGAGUUUGUUCUUUAGGAGUAAGGCUUCAAAGGAUAGAACUAUUUUUCUAUUAAAGAAAACAUGUGAGUGACUCAAUAAAUGGGGCCUCCUUUCGUUUAUAGCACCAUCCCUGAGUUAAAAGGGUUUAUUUGAGAUGAACAUAGUGUGCUAAUAAUUGAUAGAACUUUGAAACUGUAGACUGAGCUACAAGAGGGACCUUAGAGAUUAUUCUAGUUCAUCCACUUCAUUUCAUAGAUGUGGGUGGUGGGAGAAGAGAUGCGGGCAAGAGAGGCCCCCUGGGGGCUCCUCCUGACCUUUGCCAGUCCCUGGCCCAGUGGCCUUCAGCAGGAGCUUCACUUCUUAGAACUGCUGCUCCUUACUACAGUGAUGACUUUGGACCAGAUGGUUUUAAGAUUGUAGAAUUCUAGGGUUCUCAGUGUUUAUUAUGAUGCUUUAGAAGGACUAUGAAGGAUUUAGAUAAUCCUGAUGUCCUUCAGUUAUCUUCCGUAGCUCUUACUAUUACUAUAGUAGUAUUUAUAUUUUAGAGAAUUACAAUAGGCUUUCGCUAACCUGGGUUGCUCUCUUGGUUAUCUGAAGAGACCCCUAAGUCAUCACAGAAUGUUGGACAUAGAUUUUCCUUUUUUUAAUACUACACACAUGCAUCUACCUAUUCCAACAGCAUCAGAUUUCAAUUAUUGUAAACUGUGUAAUUAAGGAUCUGCUAUUUUAAAAUGGACAAAUACUGUAAGCAUAUGUUUCUGAUUUGCUUUUAUUCCAACUGUGCAAAAUAGUAACUAAACCAGAAAACAUCACAAAUUGGGGUUUUUUUUUUCCCUUUACAGCAUUCAGAUAACUAGGUCACCAAAUUCAAGUCCCAGUGAAAACACAGGCCUCAGAGGAGAUAAGGUUUAAAUGGACACUUGUGAAUAUGAUUAUAGUUAGUGAUUUCUUUAGCAGACAUAUCAGAAUUGUGACAUCUAAUUGAGUGUUCCCUUCAAAGGCAUCUAGUUUUACUUGGGAAAAUAAUACUUAUUUUAAUGAUGCUACCACCAUUUAUGUUAAAAAUAUAAGAAAAUCAGUUGUAUUAUUAUCUAAUUAGUAUCACUUUCAGCAUCUGAAUGUAUGCCCUUUCUCUUGAUCUUUUUUCACCACUCUUGGUUCUAAGUAACAUUUGAUGUUUCCAAAAAAGCAAAACCACUCCCCUACACUGAAGAGUGGUUACAAUGGAAGAUAGUCAGAAGAAUAAUCCACUGAAAAUUCCCAGAGAGGACCUUAUAAUGGACUGUGACAACAGUCAGUCUUAAUUUCUUUAAUAUUCUGAAUAAAGGAACUUGUGUGAUUUUGCCUGUCUUUAGUAUGGCGUAGAAAAUUGAAACUAUGGGUUUUAUAAUACCUCUGAAAGAGGUUGUCAGUUUGUUUAAUGUCAUUGGAUACUGGAGUUGCUUCUUCCCAAAUGAGAAUUGUGGAACUUGGAUUGCUAAUAAUUAUAGGGGUACAAACCCAGGAAAGAAUUUGUUUUUCUCAAGAUGAACUAUUAGUUUUGUUUCUGAUCUCUUUGGGGAGCUCCCCUGACAAAUAAAUGAUUCAAACCAACACAACUUUCCCCCCAGGUCAGGAACAGUUCUACAUUCAGCAGUGCUGGGGGAAGGAGGUGACUUUUGGGGUUGACCUCAGCCCAGCGGUAUGGAAGCCUAUGAAGUCAGCUAACGGGAUACACCCUAUAGAUACCUUGGGCCAAAACAAAGUCUCCCAUGCUGAUGUUUAUCUGUAGUUCCAGGAGUCUUUAACUUUCUCAGUCUAUAAGAUUCAGAAUUCUGUAGCCAUGCACUUAAAGCUUGGAGAUAAAAAUGACAGGAUUGCCCCCAAAGUAUUGAAUUCAGCUAAUCAGAGGCUGCCAGAUAGAGAAAUUGUUAGAUGGAUAUUUAACAUGGUACCUUUGCUGAAACACUCCAGAUAUUACAAAGCUAUCUUUUAUUCCUCUCAAGAGACUGUAGUUUACCAACACAAAGUUAGCCUUUUCCUUUUCCCCACUAGUAAUGCUCCUGGAGCUGAAUGUGCUUGGAUUUCUUGAGUCAGAAUGAAUCCCAGGUGGCCUCCAUUUCAAGUAACUGUAACAUGAUACUAUUUUGUUUCUCUUGGGUUUCCUUUCAUGAUGAUCAGGGAGAGAGGUUCUGGGUCAGAGCUGAUCUAUGCAGAAUUACCAAGUGGUGGUGUUGCUAGAAUGGAAGGUGUCGCCUUGGUUCCCACUCUGAUGUAGUGGCCCCAGUUCACUCUUUCCCUGGGAGUCUCCUUUGCCCUGUUGCACACCCCCCUCGUCAAGUGUAUGUGUAUUUACCAUAGACCUUUUUCCUGUCCUCCCCAAGAAGACAAAGCAAACAGAGGUACACGAAGUUAUCUUAUACAGUAAAAAAUGUGAAAUUUGAACAUUGCUACGCAAGUAUUGUAUAAAAAAACAAGUCUGUAAACAAAUUUCUUAUGUAAACAUACAGAAAAAUAAAGACUUUUAUCUGUUCAACGGGGA
Molecule: messenger RNA, 8150 nt
Organism: Cervus elaphus (red deer)
Lineage: Eukaryota; Metazoa; Chordata; Mammalia; Artiodactyla; Cervidae
Gene: AAK1
Product: AP2 associated kinase 1
Exons: 22
Coding region: 417-3293 (958 amino acids)
Biological process (GO): protein phosphorylation
Molecular function (GO): ATP binding; protein kinase activity
Source: RefSeq, a predicted model, not a curated record